Messenger RNA from Talaromyces atroroseus, 3231 nucleotides. RefSeq lists its product as hypothetical. Gene Ontology annotation, biological process: protein sumoylation. Lineage: Eukaryota; Fungi; Ascomycota; Eurotiomycetes; Eurotiales; Trichocomaceae. The record is from RefSeq and is a predicted model, not a curated record. The transcript has a single exon. The coding region runs from base 1 to 3231 and encodes 1076 amino acids. Gene Ontology annotation, molecular function: zinc ion binding; SUMO ligase activity.
AUGAGCCCGGCGCAAUACCCCUCCGGGCAACCAGACCCAUUCGCGUCGUCCAAUUCGACCGCUAAUCAAUUUCUUGGUACUUCUCGAAAGCCUUGGAUGAACUACACCGCGCCCGCCCUGCGCACACGCCCCGAACCAAAGACACUGUCAUCUCCCAAUUCAAAGUCUGCACACUCGUCCAAGAAACUCGCGCGACAAAACCCGCCGGAUUCUAGUGCAACAUCGAUGCACACACAGGCACGUCUUGGAAGCAGCAGUUCUCCGUCAAUAUCCAUCCCCGCUCCCGAACAAAAAGCAAUCACUCUUCCCACACAGUUCGUUCCAGCAUCACCCUCAACGCCCGGCGAAACACAGCCUGUGACAAAGCCGCCCGGGACGGUAGCGGUCAACUCCAACGCCACGUUCCCAUCGCCAGAAUCCAGCAAUGCCUCCCAUGCGAGUCCCGUUGCUGUCGCAGAAGGAAGACACCCGGUGUCGGCCCAGCCUGCCCCGAAGGCAGGAGGACUGCAAACCGUCACGACGCCACGAGCCCCUUCCCUGAGCUCGUUCAAGAAGCCAGCAUCUGUCCGGACGCAGCCGAAUCCACGCCCACCUUCUCUGGCCCAGCCCCAAGCUGCAUCGUCUCCUCCCGUGUCCAUUUGGAAGAUCGCGCGAGAGAAACUCAGAUCAUAUCUGGCAUCGUCGACUAGACCCCAUAGUCUAUCCGAGACCGUUGAGUUGCCAAGAGCGCGCAUCUUACAGGCCGUGUGUUCAACGGAGGAUAUGUUCUAUCUCGCUCUCCAUCAAUUGUUUUGUCUCAGCUCCUAUUCUCCAACCCAACUGCAACAGCUUCUUAAGUAUGGGAUUAGACCAGAUUAUGACUUUGGUGUGGUCGCACAGCUGCUAGUCGACAAUAAGAGAUUGCCCUUCGAAUUCGUGAAAUGGUCGGCUGAGUACCCUUUGCCUCUGGAUUCGAUGUUAAAAAUCGAGGCUUACACUUUGGCUCUCCCACAAGUUUCGCGUUGUUUGAGCAUGAUUGCACAGCACUGGUCUGUCUUCGAGGGGGAUAUUCGAAAUCGUGGUCACCCACCGCAGGUAGAUGAGUUGGUUGUAAGGCUGGGUAUCGUAUCCCCGGUGUUUCAGACAAUUGCAUUCACAGCUGUCUCUCGGCGUUUAUUUGGUGCUCGGGACGAAUUGUUCAAGGCUUGCAUGUCGCUCUUCGAAGAUGAUCAACGAACUUAUAGACAACGCUGUGUCUCCAGCGCUAGUGCAAGACAACAGUGGGUUCUAGCUUAUUUCGAAAAGUAUAGACACCUGUGCGCAAUGCAUGGUGUCUUGCCACAACAGCCUGUUGCGAACAUAUACAAAGAUGGCAGGUUGUCUUCUGGCCAUUUGCCAACAACGACAACCCUCAACACGCCACAAAUUCAGCAUAUUCCUCCAGCCAACAAUGCUCACCCACCGCUUUCGAAUCACCCCCCUAACAUUCAUUCCGUUGAUGCCUACUCUCUAUCAUCGAAUUGUCCACCAAACCACCACACAUCAGCAAAUAUGAACGCUAGCCCGCACCAGCAACCGCAACAACCGUCAUACCAUCAUCAAGGCCCGAUGCAAGCCCCUCGAUCAGAUCAACAGGCCCAAAUACGACAACAAUAUGCGAUCCCAUCCCAACCUCCCCCUCCUCUUCCUUUCCCUCCUCCGCCUCCGUUUCAUAUGAUUACUCCCCAAGGCAAUGCAACAGUCGCCACAACAGCGCCAAACCAAAUUCCACCUUCAAACUCUCAACCCCACCAAUAUCCUCCUUCGCAUAUGAAACAUGGCCCUCAUGGCAUACCCGUAUCGACGAGUGCGGCUGGUACUGUUAGCAAUGUCAACAUGGAACCUGUCCUUCAUUCACCACAUCAGUUACCACGUAACUUGUUCCCAGUGGCCCAACCCCCGCCUCACACUGAAGGGCAAGGCAAACGAACCACGUACCCGCAAUCUGUUUCUCAACCCGUGCCACACCCAGAUAUGGUCAACGUCGCCCAAUCUACGACAAUUCCGACGCGGCCUUCUCCUGGGCACUAUGCUCAACAGCCCAUUCCUUCUAAUCCUCCUGCUGUAUCCGUGCAGCCUAACGGCGCCUCACCGAUGGCUCUUCGUCAUUUGCUUCCUGCUGCAAGUCAUCAAGCCAUACCACACCCUGCACACCCACGACCAGCCACAACUAGCUCAACCACAGAGCAAUCGCCAGAAAUCAUUCAAUAUUUUUCGGAUUUUGCGAUCCCGAUCCAGAAGCUGCCAUCCAACAGGUCUGCGUUUUCCUGGAAGUUUACUGUGCCGCGCGAGAUGCUGAGUAGGAGGUCUCGCCUCAUCCCGCAGGCCAAUGGUCGUGGGUAUCUACCGGUCUUAACAGAUGGGGACGUGUCGUAUCGACUCCGCUGCAUCAGAUACCAAGGCCGGCUCGAUCUCAACUCGGUUUCUGCCUGGUCACAAGCUGAAAACUAUUGGCCCGAUGUCGUCUACAUACAUGUCAACAAUAAGGAAAUUUUUCGCCCGCAGAAUUCUAAGCAGUUGCCAUUACAGAUCAACACUCAUUUAAAGGAUGGUGUGAAUGAUAUUAGGUUGAAUGUUCUGCGUACCUCACAGCAACGAGCAAAGAAUACAACAUAUGCUGUAGCUGUUGAGAUUGUACAGGUGAAGAGCCCCAGGAGUUUCCAAAGCCUGAUCAAAAAAUUGCCGGUCCAAGAAUCACGAAAACAAAUCCAAAAUCGGCUCUCUCUAAGUCACAAUGACGAUGAUCUGAUGAUUGUGGAUGACUUUGUCUCUAUUGACUUGCGUGACCCUUUUACAGCGAAAAUCUUUGAAGUUCCUGCCCGUGGAUUAUUGUGCACGCACAGGGAAUGUUUUGACCUCUCUACCUUUCUGCAGACGCUUUCAACAAGGCCUUCGGCAACCAAACGUGCAGCAUAUGUUAGAUGCCCCAUCUGCAGACAGGAUGCCCGGCCUUCGCUUCUGGUGAUCGAUGAGUUUCUUGUCGAGGUGAGAGCGGCUCUUGCGCAACAGCAGAAGCUGGAGACGACAAAGGCCCUCCGUGUCAAGAGCGAUGGCUCUUGGGAGGCUGUAAUAGAGUUGGAAUCCGACACCAGGACUUCAACCCGAAAACGAGAUCGAGCUUCCUUCGAAGCUGACCUUGUCAAGAAUGAAGAGAGUUCUGAAGCUACUCCCUCACGCACUCCUGCAGCGCCUGAGAUUAUCGAGCUUGACUAG